AUGGCAACAACAUUCGCCCAUGAAUUAGUGGAAGAUGUUGAAACGACCGACGCAAGCAGCGACACCAAAAUGACCAUGAUUGAAACCAAGCACGAUUCAAACGUUACAACAACAGACACAACGACAACGACGACGACAGCAGCAACGACUCCUUGUCCUGAGUGGACUCGCGAACCUCGACGACCGAUACGUAGCUGUCGCGCGUGUGCACAGCCUUGCUUGAAAGGUGACGGCGCGCUUGUGCGAGCGUUAGGCGAAACAUACCACUAUAAUUGCUUUAUUUGCGAGGAUUGUCACAAACUGGUUGCAUCCAAGUUUUAUGCACUCGAGACCAAAAACGAACAUGUCCAGCGAGCCUUGAUACUGUGCGAAUAUCACUACUAUGCUCACCUCGGACUGAUAUGCCGGCACUGCGAUCAGCCCAUCCAGGGACCUGUCAGCAACGACUUGCGAUUUCAUCCACAAUGCUUGCAAUGCCCGGACUGCGUGCGGCUAGGCAAAGAGCUUGGCGAGCCAUGUUUUGAAUACGACGGACAAGCCUAUUGUCGAUACCACUUUUCAAUGCUACGCAAAACCCACUGUGCUGGCUGCGACCAGGCCAUUUUGAAGCAGUUUGUGGAGCAUCACCAUUACCCUGGCAAGAAAUGGCACCCCGAAUGUUACAUGAUACAAAAGUUUUGGAACAUUCGAUUAUGCGAAUCUUAUUACCACCACGAAGAUCCCAAGUUGAUGGAUGCUCGGCAAUUACAAGAGGUGCAAGUGCUAGUGGAAAAAAAGGUGAAUCGCAUCUGGACGGAUCUCUCGGCGUUCGAGGAGUCGUCGGCGACUUGCAUCUCGGACAUGCUACUCCAUGUUGCUGCAGGCGCGUACGUGGAAGGACUGCGAAUGGCCGCCCAGUUUGUCACACAUCUUGAAGUUUUAUUUUCGGCGCUCGAUUGGAUCAACAUGGCUUUGGUGGACAACGGUGAAGUCCUGCAAUGCAUAAGCGAACCGAGAGCCGUGUGCCAACAGAUCAUCCGUUUCUUCCAUUUACUCGCGUACCACGACGAUAUGGAGCAAAAAGACACUUGUGUCACCCAGGAGCUGUUGUCGCUCGUGACGGGCAUGGCCCAGAACCUGAAAACCCUGAUCCGCAUUGGUCUCACAGAGGCACUACGAUUGGAGGGCCAGCACAACGUGCAAGACGCAGUAUACCGGUUCCUCGCCAAUCUCUUGUUAUUGGAGAAAAAGCGUGUAUGGAUGGCGGGCCGCUACUGGUUUAAGGACGAGCCGUUUUUCCAUUCUUCGUCCGAAGGCACAAUCAGUGUCGAUCGAUGCCAAAGAUGCUUCCGGGCUAUCGACGACGAGUGUCUUAAAAAGGGGGCACUGCGGUGGCACACCUCGUGCUUCAUCUGCACCCGAUGCCAUCGUCCACUUUCCAAGGAGUUGCAAAGGGCGCGUUUGAGCCAUCAUCCUUCACCGUCCACGGCUACUGCUGCCGGCACGAUUGUUGCCAUCACAGGAGAGGAAGAAUGUAGCAAUAAGGAUAAUAACGGUGGCUACCUCCCACAGAACCAGCAGCAGCAAACAGCAGUCCUGUUAUGUAACAUUUGUUGCACCGACAAGCGCCAACAGCAAGCAUUACCUGCUGCUGCUGCUGCUGCUGCUGCUGCUACUCCUACAGCUGCAGACAAUACCCAGGUGAUUGCUCACAUUAGUCGGUUGGAACAGUAUCUUGAUCACGUCAAAGCUGCAUUGGCACGGCUCCAUGCUUUACCCAGCAGCACGAGUAAUAGCACCAGCAACAACAACAACAACAAUGCAAUCCUAUCAUCAGUGAAAGAGGCGGACGAAAGCUCCAAGAAAGUGAUGCUGCAUGAAUAUGAAACCAAGCUAGAUGCGGAUGCAAACAGAGGCAAGCGACAAUCUUCUAUCUUGCGAUUAAUGAACCGCGGUGGUAAUGGGGAUGGAGGUACUCGUCGUCAGUCGCUUUUCGGCUCUGUACACCUGACAAACGUGAAACGUGCCAAAUCGACCAGAGACAGCAGCAACGAAAAUGACAACAACAACAACAACAACAACGCCCAUAUUACACCCGAAGCAACUACUUCUACAUCAUCAGCUAUACGACGCGUAACGAGUGUACGCGAACAAUCCGCAAGUCCUACCACUCCCACCGGUGGCGGAGGCGGUCGUUUGGGAAGUUUACGACGAGCGCUUAGUAACAAUCGAAAAGAGCGCCGGCCACUUUAUGAUGUUUUUGACCGAAGCAAUAACAACAGACGAAGCAUGAACAAUAACGGUGCUGGAAAUAGAGGCGUAUUAAUCAUUGGACACCCGCAACAACAGCAACAACAAGAACAGGAAGAAGCACCCUCAUCUGCAACAGCAGUGGUGCAACGAAGGACAUCCCUAUGCUCAUUGGACACAUCGGAAGGCGUCUCUACUCCGGUCGGCCCACCCUCUCCUCCCGACGACAGCACCAGCAGCAGCAGCAACAGCAUUGACACGUGUCAGCUUGCACAAUUAUCGGCAGUCCAAGAUACAAUCGUGCGACAUAUGGCUGUACUGUACCUGGAAUCCAUCGUCCACGAAUUUCUCUCGUUGGAUCAACUGAUUGCCAUUGUAGAAACGAAACGAACGUCACUAUGGUAUCGGCUUAAAGCCAAAGUCGGGGCAAGCAGUAGUGUUGCUGUUGGUGGUUGUGGUGGUAGUAAUAGUGGCGUUACGGUACCGCCGGCAACACGACCAGCAGCAGCAGCAGCAGCAGCGGCGACACCCAAUAUUAAUAGUAAUCAUCAUCACAACAGCAGCAACAAACAUUCUGAAGCAACAAGCCGAUCCCCAGUACCAGCAUCAGGUGGCAGCAGCAGCAGCAGCAGCAACAGUAGAAAGACAUUUGGUGUUCCGCUUGCAAUUCUAGCAGCACGAGACAAAAGCACAGGCAGCGCCACUGCUGCUUCUUUACCAUGCACGAACAGCAUGCUGGCGUCUUGUUUUGCGCCUACCGCAGAGAUUCCUGUCAUUGUAAAAAACUGCAUCCUGGCGCUACUUGGCAUGGACAUGUCACUCGAAGGCGUUUUCCGUAAAAAUGGAAACAUUCGUGAGCUCAAUGAAAUAUGCGACGCGAUUGACCAAAACAGCACGAGCACGACGUACCUGAACGAAUCACCUAUCCAACUGGCCGCUUUAUUGAAACGCUAUCUACGUGAGUUGCCGGAGCCGUUACUGACAUUUAAGCUCUAUAAUUUGCUCGUCACAUCUACACGGAUGGAAACUGAGUCUAAGACCAAGACUGUGCUUCAUUUGGCGUGCUGCAUGCUUCCCAAGCCAAACCGUGACACAAUGCAGCUCCUCUUUUUGUUUCUGAAAUGGGUCGCCACAUUUUACGAGACAAACAGAAUGGACGUUACCAACCUGGCACGGGUGAUUGCACCCACCAUUUUUUAUUCACCCACGGCAUCCAAAGAGCUGGCUGAAGAACGACAACGCGGUGCGCGUGAGGAAAUUCGCAUUGUUGAAAUGCUGAUUCACUAUCAAGAAGAAUUCUGCAAGGUACCGCCAAACUGGAUUCCCUUCUUGCAUGAUCCUAGGACAUUGGAGAGUUUUACCACGACCGUGUCAUCGAGGCAGACUGUAAGAAGUCUGGAGCAGCUUAUCCAUCCGUCGUCGUCAUCUUCGCCAUCAGAUGAACAUCCUCCAAUAACGCCACCGACAAGUCCACAGUCUUGUAAUGAGCCCAAGCAGCGAAAUCGAAGAUCAUGGCUGUUGGGGCGACAAUAG
Messenger RNA from Zychaea mexicana, 3762 nucleotides. RefSeq lists its product as uncharacterized. Gene Ontology annotation, biological process: signal transduction; regulation of GTPase activity. Lineage: Eukaryota; Fungi; Mucoromycota; Mucoromycetes; Mucorales; Lichtheimiaceae. The record is from RefSeq and is a predicted model, not a curated record. Gene Ontology annotation, cellular component: cytoplasm. The transcript is spliced from 10 exons. The coding region runs from base 1 to 3762 and encodes 1253 amino acids.